AUGUCGUCGUCGUCGGCGGCGGUUGCGGCGGCGGCCAAUGCGUUCGAGACCGCGGCGGACGCCGGCGACGCGAUCGCCGCGGCCGACGCCCUGCGCGCCAUCACGCAGGCCGCGCGGACACCCGGUGCGGCGCGCGACGCGGUCCCCGCUCUCGCCUCGCGACUCGCGAGAAUCGCGGCGGAGGGUCCGGAGGGUUCAAAUGAGGGUUCGGAGGGUUGGGACUCUCAGGGGUACCUCCCGGGGUACCUCCCCGACCUACUUCGCGCGCUGAGAAACGCGUGCGCGGGGGACCGGGACGCGACGGACGCGACGUGCCUCGGCGUCGCCCCGGUGCCCAACGCGCUUCGCCGACUCAUCCCGGUACUCGCCGCCGAAGCCGAGCGCCAAUCGACCGAGGCGGGACGCACGGGACCCGAGUGCGACGACGCGUCCAACGCGUCGAACGGGAGUGCGACAAACCCGAACCCGGCGGCGACGGCUCUCGUCGUCGCCACGCAGCUCGCGGCGAACGCGCACGCGGCGGGUUCGGACGCCGCCUCUUCCAGGCUGUGGUCCGAGCUGUGGCCUCGAGCCGCGAGCUACGUCGCGCAAAGUAGGCGCGGUUUCGUCGCAAACGGAGCGCACCCGCCGCUGUGCAUGAUGGCGCACGAUAGGGUCCGACGGAUCAUCGGGUCCAACGGUGCAAAAGGAUCGGACGCUUCAACAUCGUGGGGAGGUUGGUCCGCGCCGGAGCCCCCCACGAACGUCGGUUCCGUGUGCGGGUUUGAGGCUGGGCGCACGGUUUGGAUCCCGCUGCUGGAGGCGUCGUGCGACCCGGCGAUGGCGCCGUGGCCGGGCGCGGGGGGCGGCGAGUGGCUCCACCGGUUCGUGGCGAGGGCGUGCGUGUUUUCGGGGGAGUUUGCGCCGCAGCUGUGCCGGUCGCUCGCGCCGCGCGCCGAGGAGACGGCUGCCAACCGCGAUAACAGGCUCCGAGCCAAGAUACUGACCGCGGGCGGACCGGACGGUUCGGACGAGGACGAGGACGACGCGCGGCGGCGGCGGCGCGCGGCGGCGUUUGGCGACGCCGCGCUCGGUGACGACGAGGACCACUCCGAGUCGUUUUCGUCGGCGCAGGCCACCUUACUGCACCUGAUUCGCGAGGAGGUCUCCAGCGCACCGGCGAUUGACCCCGACGCGAGCCCCGACGCCGGACACGAAUCCCACCUCGUGCUCUGCGAGGGGACGCUCAGCUACCUGUUGGACGCCACGUCGAGGGCCGCGGGUGCCGUCGAAGCCGUCGCGUCGGCUAAACUCGUCGAGGAAUCCGCCGAGGCGAACGCGACCGCCGCGCGGUGCGUGCUGGAGGAGUGCCUCGGGAUAUGGCGCGUCGUCACGGAGCGCGAGGUCAAGCCCCGGAUCGUUCAGACCCCCGGCGACGUCGUGUCCGCCGCGUGCGCCAUGGGCCUUCCCCGGCUUUUACUCGCCCUCGUCGCCGCCAUGCCACCGCCGAGGGGCGCGGGUCAGACGUCCAAGGCGUCGGGGCCCGCGGCGGCGCCCCGGCUAAACCCCGAGCACGUCACCCCAGCCGCGCUGGCGGAUGGCCACCCGCCGUUCCCUCGCGCGCGGCCGUGGCCGGGGUACCGCGUGGACUGCGUCGCGCCGCUCGCCAACGCCAUGUUUGCGCGUCCGUUGGUGUGCAACCAGGUGGCGAAGCUCGGAGGCGUCGCGAUUGUCCUCGCGGCGACUCGGGGCGAGGACGGCGACGAUUACCUGAGGGAGUGGGCGCUGUGGGGGGUUCGCAACCUGUGCGCCGGGAGCGACGUCGCGAGGGGCGAGAUCGAGCGGAUGCAGCCGCAGGCGGCGGCGGACUCGCAGCAGCUCGCGGCGAUGGGACUGAACGUGGAGGUUGACCCGGGCACCGGCAGGGUUCGCGUGGGAAGCGUGAGACGAGAAAAGGCGGCGGGUGGCGACGGCGGCGGCGACGGCGGCGGGCCCACCGCCGGCGCGGGCUCCGUCCCCGGUGGCUUGCUGCUGGGCCCCGAGGGCGCGAGGACCCCCGCGGGUAGGGCGGCGGUCGCGGCGCUCAUGGCGGGACUCGACGUCAGUCGCGAGGCGGGCGACGGCGAAGACGACGACGACGCGUUUGAGGCGCCGCCCAACUGGAAAGUCGCGGACCUGAGUUAG
This is a messenger RNA of Micromonas commoda, 2163 nucleotides long. RefSeq lists its product with no specific name. The record is from RefSeq and is a predicted model, not a curated record. The transcript has a single exon. Bases 1 to 2163 code for a protein of 720 amino acids. NCBI's taxonomy places the organism in Eukaryota, Viridiplantae, Chlorophyta, Mamiellophyceae, Mamiellales, Mamiellaceae. Gene Ontology annotation, cellular component: cytosol.